This is a messenger RNA of Penicillium lagena, 1089 nucleotides long. RefSeq lists its product as uncharacterized. The annotation marks the transcript as partial. Lineage: Eukaryota; Fungi; Ascomycota; Eurotiomycetes; Eurotiales; Aspergillaceae. The transcript has 4 exons. The record is from RefSeq and is a predicted model, not a curated record.
CGGAUGGUCCAGCUUGUGCAACAUGCCGUGAAAAGUGCCGAGGAUGCGAUCGAGCGAGACCAGUAUGCGGAAGAUGUGCCACUAUGGGUCUUCCGUGUAAAGGAUAUCCAGAAAAAUUCCGUUUCUGCGGCAUUGCGUCGCGGGAAGAGCAAAUAUUCAUCAGUAUCCUCGCCAAAGAAAUCAACGACUCUCAAAGAGAUACCUCCUGCCCAACAGACCCUGACCCCCCAGUCAUUUCCAGGGCUUUUGGCGCCAACCGAUCAAGGCACAGAUUUUCAGAUUAUCUUCUCCGAUCCACAGCCCGGAGUUGAUCACGUAUUCCCGACUGAUGUAUCUCCAAUCGAUACACAGCCGAGUCAGCAGCUACUGGUAAAUGAUCGAGCUGUCGAGCUUGAUGACUUACUGAUGCUAGAUAGAACGGAAUCGCUCCUUGAAUACUACCCAGAGCGACUAUGUUUCUCUCCAGAAUUACGACAAACUAUUGUGAACCUCACCAACGUGAAGUUUGAGCUUGUCAAUGGCUGUCCCCGUGACCUUUUUUUGAUGAUGGGGAAUGCCCUGGAAUAUUCCAAGCUAUAUUCCUCGGGGAAAAUCGACCAUUUACGACAUAAACAGCUUAUUGAAGAAACUCGAUUUAGGAUAUAUUCCUGGCAGUUGGGAGAUGGUUUUUAUCCGGAUGGGGACUCACGCUGGGGUUUUGUCGCCGAGGCCUAUCGUCACGCAUGCAUAAUCCAUACAACCCGUCUCUUAGACGAAUAUAUGCCUGUGGAAACACCCAUUAUCCAGGCAUCAGUUACAAUAAUCUUGGAUUCUGUGUCAGAAAUUCCAACAGACUGUUACCUUCUCGAGCUUCUUGUGCUGCCGCUUUUUAUAGCCGGCACAGAAUGCCUGAGUUCACAUGCGCGACAUUAUGUUCUCCUACGGUUGGAAAACGUUCGAGCCAUGGCAGGGGUCGGGAAUAGCUUGACUAAUGCCUUGCUGAAAUGUGUAUGGGAUGCCCGGGGAAACCAAGCGAAGAAUGACCACCGCAACAUCCCUUGGAUGCUAUUUACCUUAUCAGAGCGCCACAAUGACUAUCUCAUAUUAUGA